Molecule: messenger RNA, 1540 nt
Organism: Cladophialophora immunda
Lineage: Eukaryota; Fungi; Ascomycota; Eurotiomycetes; Chaetothyriales; Herpotrichiellaceae
Exons: 4
Coding region: 89-1192 (367 amino acids)
Cellular component (GO): cytoplasm
Molecular function (GO): glutathione transferase activity
Source: RefSeq, a predicted model, not a curated record
CAAUGGAAUACCUACGUGUCUGGCCAACAACUACAAAAGCUGCUCCCUGCUCUCUCUACCAAUUCAGUUGCUCCAACUCAAUCGGUCCAUGUCCAGCGUCCUUGCACGGGCUCGACUGCAGCUAGUACACCUGACCACGAAGUCGAAACCGCAAGCAACACCCGCGCAAUCGGAAUCCACCAUGUCAUCGGGCAAAGGAACCAUUACAGAUUGGGUCAAACCGGGCGACACCUCGGGCGAGUUCAAGAGACAGGUUUCGUCGUUUCGGAAUUGGAUCUCGAGUGACCCGAACGCUGAGUUCCCGGCGGAGAAAGGGAGAUACCAUCUAUAUGUCAGCUAUGCAUGUCCAUGGGCACACCGAACACUCAUCGUGAGGAAACUGAAGGGGUUGGAAGAGAUCAUCCCCUUCACCAGCGUGCACUGGCACAUGGCCGAGAAAGGCUGGCGCUUCGCGACCGCCGACGAACAAGUGCCUGGUGAAAAUGUCACCCCGGAUCCCCUCCACCCUAACAACACCCACCUCCGAGACCUGUACUUUUCCGCCAACCCGAACUACGAAGGCCGCUUCACGGUGCCCACGCUCUGGGACAAGAAGAAGCAGACGAUCGUGAACAACGAAUCCUCGGAGAUCAUCCGGAUGUUCUACACCGCGUUCGACGACAUCCUGCCCGAACAGUACAAGAACGUGGUGCUGUACCCGGACGGGCUGAAGGACAAGAUCGAGGAGGUGAACAAAUGGACGUAUGACGACAUCAACAACGGUGUGUACAAGUCCGGCUUCGCCACCACCCAAGAAGCCUACGAGCGCAACGUGGAGCAACUCUUCAAGUCGCUCGACCGCACCGAGGCCAUCCUCGCCGAAUCCGCGUCCCGGGGCCCCUUCUACUUCGGCGCCCAGCUGACCGAGGCCGACGUGCGGCUGUACACGACGAUCGUGCGCUUCGACCCGGUCUACGUGCAGCAUUUCAAGUGCAACAUCAAGGACAUCCGGAGCGGGUACCCGCACCUCCACCGCUGGCUGAGGCAUCUGUACUGGACCAUCCCGGCGUUCGGGGAGACGACGCAGUUCGAACACAUCAAGAAGCACUACACCAAGAGCCACAAGCAGAUCAACCCGUUUGGCAUCACGCCGGUGGGACCCGUGCCGGAUAUCUUGAAGGAAGAGGAAGAGGUGGGCGCGGUGAAGAAGUAGCAGCCCCCGGAGCGAGAGGGAGAUGGGGCGUCAGGAGGACGCCAGGGAGGCAGUGCGUGCGUGGGGGCGGUAAUGUUUAUUGGAUAUUCUGAUACCUAUCUUGGACGAGGUCACUGAGGAGAGAUGAAACAACAACUAACAGAGCAUAUCAUGUACCAGCCCCUUGGUCGAAUAAAGGUUCUAUUUAAUUGUGACUCUGCAUAGCCGGCAAAGAGAGAAAAAAGUUCUUGGUUGUUGCGAAUUCUUGCGUGAUGUAUUCCGGCAACGCUGAUGAUCGACUCCAGGAAAAAACUCUCCCUUCUUACAUAGGUCGAUGUCGACGAGCGCUCUCCCGGAACGAGACAGAUU